Molecule: messenger RNA, 1641 nt
Organism: Lagopus leucura (white-tailed ptarmigan)
Lineage: Eukaryota; Metazoa; Chordata; Aves; Galliformes; Phasianidae
Gene: MTFR1L
Product: mitochondrial fission regulator 1 like
Exons: 6
Coding region: 118-975 (285 amino acids)
Biological process (GO): aerobic respiration; mitochondrial fission
Cellular component (GO): mitochondrion
Source: RefSeq, a predicted model, not a curated record
UAGCGAGAAGCCCGCGGCGCGGUCCCGAGCGGCGUGCCAUGAGGCCGGAGCGCGUCCCCGGGAUCCGCAGCACGCAGCCCUGAUCCCGCCCCGCUGACGAGCUGCCGGUUGCCCGAUAUGGCAACGGAGUCCACAAUCCCCAUUUGGCAGAACAAACCCCACGGCUCGGCGCGCAGCGUCGUCAGGAGGAUUGGAUCCAACCUCCCUUUAAAGCCCUGUCCCAGAGCCACCUUUGAGGUUCUACCUAAUGUUUCAGAGCUCUAUUUAAAUGAUGCCCCUCCUGUCCCCACCCUGGCAGACAUUGGGUGGAUAGCAGCAGAUGAUGAAGAAACGUAUGCCCGAGUCAGAAGCGACACUCGCCCUCUGAAACACAAAUGGAAACCGAGUCCCUUCACGGUCAUACAGCGAAAUGCUUCCGUCCCCAACCUGAGGAAGCAGGAAGAGAAGCUGCUGGCCUUGAAGAAGCCUGGUUUACCUGCACUGAGCCGAACGACGGAGCUCCAGGAUGAGCUGAGUCACCUUCGGAGUCAGAUAGCUAAAAUUGUCGCUGCGGGGCCAGCUUCUGCUUCCUUCACCCCUGAUGUAUUGUCUCCAGGAAGUUCAAAUGCAUCUUCUCCUUUGCAUUGUUUUGGACCCUCUUUCCAAUCCACGACAUCCUUUGUCAUCAGUGACAUCACAGAGGAGGAGGCAGAACUCGAGAGCCCCGAGCUUCCCUCAGUCUCCAUGCUCUGUUCUGCAUCUGAGUGCUACAAAGCAGAACCAAAGGAUCCCGAUGAGGAGGAUUCUAUGUCUCUGUCCAAGGCCAGCAGUUUUGCAGACAUGAUGGGCAUUCUAAAAGACAUUCAUAGGAUGAAGCAGAGCAAAGACUUAAACCGAAGUUCUGCGAAGGAGGAAGACCCUGCUGUUCUGAUAGCAGAAGUCUUGAGAAGAAAAUUUGCCCUAAAGGAGGAAGAUCUGACUCUGAAGGAGAAAUGAUGUUACGGUCAUUCGGCUCCGUAAGCAAAAGUGUUAAGCUCACAAAAUUUCCUCUACAGUAGCUGCCUUCCUAAGGAUUGAACCUUUUGCCACUUUUAUUUAUUAGGAAUUUUCUGCACUGGACACUUAAGAAAGACCCUCUGGAUCUGACAUGUUUUCCAGGUGUUGUUACAUUUAAGAGAAAAAACCCCUUUUUAAGAUGGAAGUUCCUUUUCCUCUGUAUUUUGGUGUUGAUGACUGGCUAAGGAUCUUCUACAGAGUGCAGUGAGUGCUGCUGGAUGAUGCUCUUUCUGUCUACUCAAAGUCACAUUAAAACUUACUUUUUUUGUUGCAAUAUAAAUGAUCACCAUUUCCACAGAGGUCACACGUGCAAUUCUUCCUGUUUGGAGCGUGGUGCAGAGCUGCUGAGAAGGCUGAGCAAUGCUUCCCAGGUCUUCUGUGCUUGGCAGGCUGUGGGUUCACAGUGCUGAAGGAUGUCUUCCUGAUAACUUUGCCUAACCUGAUGGGAGAAUCAAAUGGAAGGAAGUGAUGAAACCCUGCAGUCGCAUCCGAAGGCUGCUGGCUGGUUUUGCUCUCUCCUGGGUAUUUCUUAGCUCACUAAUUAUCAUGAUUGCAUGACAGAAUGGCCUUUGUUUCUUGCCAUAAAUUUAAGACUUCAUGGAUGGA